GACUCGAACUGCGAUCAUAUCUUUGUUCUUGUUAUGCAAUCGGUUUUGAAGUUUCUUGUUUUUUAAAUUGUAAAUGCUGAGUGUACGUUGAAUGCGAAUUGUUUAGAUUCGUAAAUCACUAUUAACGUAACACGCAUUCAGCCAGUAGCACUUGUAGUGAAUUAGGAUUUUUUUUAAAAAUUAAUAUGUGUUCUUUGGAGGUAGUUUUAAACAAUCGCAACAAAAAAUUUCCCUUACUAGUGACAUGUGACUAUCAGUGACAUUUUCGUGCCGAAAUGUGCGAUCGUGUGAUUAAUAGGAGUAAUUCGUGUAAAAUGUGAAAUAAACAUGGCUCAAAUGAGUGUUUUGCUGCAAAUAACAUGUUUUAUUAUAUUUUCUUUGCUGUUCAAAUGUAUUGGAUGUGCGGAAACCGAUAUUGCUCUUGAUGCAAGGGCUCAACUGACGCAUCGCCUUGACAGUUUAAACUUAUUGCUGUACACGUUCCUGCUAAUACUUACAGUAUUGACGAUAUGGUUGUUCAAACAUCGUCGGUUGAGGUUCCUGCACGAAACUGGUCUUGCAGUUAUAUAUGGGUUGAUAGUGGGUGCAUUGAUUCGAUACUUAGGCAGCACGAGUACAGUGCUGCACAUGUCUGUUGUACCAGAAGGAGGCACUCAGUACAACCAGUCUCUCCCACCGGAAACCUUGUGGCUGCGAUUUCCCAACAAGGACACUGUACCUCUUGUUCCUAAUAAGACUUAUGCUUACACUUUUCGUGGCAUUGAAGACAAUGAAAUUGACUUGAAGGCUACAUUUGAUCCAGAAAUAUUUUUCAACAUUAUACUACCACCAAUUAUUUUUCAUGCAGGAUACAGUCUGAAGAGGAAAUAUUUUUUCCGGAAUUUGGGAGCCAUACUUACUUUUGCUCUCAUUGGUACCACUAUUUCAUCAUUUGUUGUUGGUGCUCUGAUGUAUGGUUUCCUCAAGCAAAUGUCAUACUUGAAAAACAGUUUCACUUUCUUGGACACUCUUUAUUUUGGAGCUUUGAUUUCCUCAACGGAUCCUCUUACGAUAUUGGCAAUUUUCAAUGAUCUCCAUGUUGAUGUAAACUUAUACGCAUUAGUAUUUGGAGAAAGCGUACUGAAUGAUGCUGUUGCAAUUGUUCUCAGUGGGGCCAUCCAAAACUAUGGAGAGCGAUACCAGUCGGGUUCUGGAGGAUUUGAAACUGAUGCAUUUUUUAGAGCCUUGGGUGAUUUCAUUGGGAUUUUUUCCCUUUCAUUGCUGAUUGGUGCUCUAAUGGGCUGUUUCACAUCUAUACUGACCAAGUUCACACGUGUGCGGGAUUUCCCUCUUCUGGAGUCAGCAUUGUUUGUGUUGAUGUCGUAUAGCACAUUCUUGAUUGCAGAGGCAUCAGAACUAACAGGUGUUGUGGCUGUUCUUUUUUGUGGGAUCUGUCAAGCACAUUACACCUACAACAACUUGUCGGUUGACUCAAGAGCACGUACGAAGAAGCUCUUUGAGCUUCUCAACUUCUUAGCAGAGAAUUUUAUAUUUUCAUACAUUGGAGUUUCCAUGUUUACAUUUCCCAAACAUCAUUUUGAUCCAUGGUUUAUCAUCGUUGGCUUUAUAUGUGCUAUGCUUGGCCGAGCAGUGAAUGUCUACCCUCUUGCUUUUCUGCUGAAUUUGGGUAGGAAACCCAAAAUACCCUUCAACUUUCAGCAUAUGCUGUUUUUUGCAGGUUUGCGAGGUGCCAUGUCGUUUGCGUUGGCCAUCAGAAACACAGUUUCGGAAGCCCGCCAAGCCAUGCUGACCACCACCUCGCUCAUUGUGAUAAUCACAGUGAUUGUUCAAGGGGGAGCAACGAUGCAACUCUUGACCUGGUUCAAAAUACCAGUGGGCGUGGAAGAAGAAGUGGAACUGCUGCCUUACACGGGAGUAAGAAGUGCGUACAAUUCCAUGGGAACAACAAACAUGAACAUGCAAGAUCCCACCAUGGCGAGGGAGACCAACAGCGGCAGUGCCAACUCGAGCAACGAGAAAGCCCUGCUGGCUCGCAUCUGGGGCAACUUCGACGUGAAGUACAUGAAGCCGUUCUUGACGCACGCCAGACCGACGCUGCUGGAGACGUUGCCCGUGUGCUGUAGCUCGCUGGCGCGAGUGCUCACCACGACCGAGCAAAUGACUCAGGAAGGAUUGGGGCAGACUCGUAUUGAUUCCGACUCUGACCUGUGCUUAGAAGACAAUGAUGCUGGCUGUGGCGAUCACCAAUCAGCCAUUCACAGGAACAGUCUCACUAGUCAAGCAGUUAAUAUGCACCAUUAAUGCACUGAUUUACUCUCCAGAAACCCAUUAAUGCAACAAGGUCCUACUCAAAAUGGUUGACAGUCUAGGUGCGGCUGGGGAUCUUGGUCUCGGGAGUCAUCUAGUCGUCACCAGGGUCCGUCUGCCCGGCCCUGGUGGGAACAACCUUUGAGAAUCCACUUGUCGAGUCAUCAAUGUGAUUGAUAGCUUUAUUUUUAAAAUUAAUCUGAGGUUUCAGUUAUUUUUAAAUUUCUUGUUAUUCUUUUGAGUGUAUUAUUUGUGUUGGUUGUACAUGUUUACAUAUGCGUUUGUUUAUGAGUUAUUUGUUGAAAUUAGUUAUUUAAUGUUUAUUAUCCCCACUGUACCUGUAAGUUAGUAGCAUUUUAAUGUGUGUGAUGUUUGUGUUUCAUGUGAUUUCAUAUGAAUUGUAAUCAAUUGUGAAAGUGUUUUUAUGUAAAAACAAUUUAACUGAAUAAUUUUAAUGCAUUAUUGUGAUCACAGAAAUUUGUAUCUUUAUAAUUUAAUAUAAUGUUAUGUGCCUUAAAGUGAUUUUAAAAUGAAAUUUCAUUGUCAUAGUAUUUGGUUAAUUAUAUUUACUUAUAUUAUAAUUAUUAUUUUUAUUUUGUUCAUUUUAGUGUUAAAAAGGUUCAUUUGUGAAUGCAAGUCUAUUGUGUACACAAUCUGUAUUGUUACACAAUUUCACUCAAAAAACUUCAGUGUUACUAGAUUUCAUUGUGAACCCUAUUGGUAAUGAACAUUAUUUCUAGUAUUUUUUGUGUAUAUUUUCAUAUUUUUCUCGUGGAUGGCAGUAAGUAUUUUAAUUUUACUGAAACUCUUCCUUCCUCUUCUUAGGCUGUCUGACUGUGUUAAAAAGGAUUGUGUUUAGUUAUAACAAGAUCUGUGAUGUAAUACGUGAUAUUGCUAGCCAAAGCAAAUUUCAUUUUUCCUAAGCUUUCGUCUUGUUAGUUUAUUUUCGUAAUUUUGGUUGCCUCAUUACAUAAUGUACUAAACAUCAUAUGUUUUCAAUGCAAUAAAAUUAGGAAUUUUUUUUGUAAUUGACAGUUUUAACUAGAAUUUAGUUUACAUAAGUGCUGUAUUCACGGUUUAAAAUAGUUUUAAAUUAUUUAACCCACAUACCUACUUGCUAUUAGAGACCACUGUAGUAAUAUUGCUUUUAUUUUCUCAUUAGAAGUUUAGUUUGUGCCAGGCUUUUUCUAGUCAUUUGAUUAAGUUUUGGCAUUUGAUGGUUGUUGGUUUGCAACUUGGUGUUUUUUUGUAUAAAUGUAUGCUAGAAGUUACUCCAUCGCCAAUCAUUCCAUUAUGACUUUUUUUGUUUUGAAUGCAAACAGGGUAUUGUUAAAUUAUAAGAUUAUCGAGUGAAAGAAUACAUAAUUUUAUGUACAUGCUCCUUUGAAUUUUUUAAAAAGUGAAUUUUCUGAAUGAUAAAACAUUUGCCAAACAUUACCCAUUCAUGAUUAGUUUCUUUGGCCUUGUGGUAGUGAUUAUUUUGUAUAUAUAAUAUGAAAAAUAUCAUCAUAGUUUUUUGAAGCUUUCUUUGGAAUCUUGGUCACAAUUUUCAUAUGCUUAAAGAUUUUAUUUUUCACAAGCAAAUUACAAUAAAAUUGAAGUAAAAAUUUAUUAAGUCUGCAUGCAGUUCUCACACGGUUAUUUUCCCGAAUUAUCUGUUCAUGAUGUAGAAUGGAUGAAUGAACGCCACUUGGUGACGUAAAGGGAACAGUUUAUAGUGUUGCAAAGUAAAACAUUGUGAUGGUAUUCCAGAGCUGAAGAAACCACUAGCCAUAAUACCAUGGCCAUACAUAUUCUUUCAUCUCUAUUGAGUAGGUAACAUUUGCAUGCCUAGUGUUGCCUAUAAUUCAAGUCACCAAAAUUGUUUUGGCCUUUUACACUUACAAACUUAACAAAUCUUUAAAUGAGUGAUUUCAACAUUUAGUUGUUUCUUUAUACAACUCAGCUUGAAUGCAACCUUUAAAGAUUAUAUAAUAAAAUUUGUUUAAAAUAAUAAUCCAUCAAAUCACAUAAAUGUAUCACAUUAAAGACAAUGCUUUAAACUAUGUUGUUAGUUGGCUUGCGAAAUACCAGAUAUGGCUACAUAAAUGUCACAAUAUUAAUGGUUAACAUGCAUAUAUUUUUCCUGAUGGUAUUUUCAAAUCAUUAUUGUACCAAUAAAACACAAAAGUUUAUAGACUGUAAAAUUUGUUUUCAAAUAUUUUGAACAAAAAUUAAACUUUUCUAAGUUCAGGGAAUGUCCAUCUAUGUCCGUGUGAGAAAAGGAGAGAACAGGGAGAAAACAAAAGUAGUACAUGAUGCUAGAAGAUAUAAUAUUAAGAGAGCAUUAAAAUGGUGGUUUGCUAUCUGCUAUACAUUUAAUGCACUAAGUUUAGUAGUAAAUACUUGAGAUUACAAAAAAAAAAAAAAGAGUAGAAAACUGGUUACAUGGAUUAUUUAUUUUUAUUUAUUUGUUUAUUUGAAAGUGUGACAUGCCCACCGACAGUCGUUAGACUUGGAUGGUGGACACGGCAAAUAUACAAGACAAACAGGAGGUUAUCACCAUAAACAUAUGGACUCCCACCCCUGUCGCUACCAUAGCAGUAAGAACCGCACAUGGUGGCCAACACAUGUAUUAGUGGUGACAACAAAUACAAUAAUACCACAAACAUUAAGUACAUACAACACAAAAUAAUACAACAGAGAUUUGUUCUUCUCUUUUUUUGUUGAACUAUUUAUCAAGUUAUUAACUAAGGCAUUUACUGGAUUGUAAAAUUACAAAUUGCAAUUUAUUCAUUCAAUAGAAUAACAAAUUAAUUUAUUGUAAUUAGAAAUCAGUCUAGAGAUAAGGUCUUUUUGUUAUUAAUUGAUACGGGGGCCGUAGUCUCUGAUAUUUUAUAACUGAAUUUGAAUGUGUGCUCGGGUUUUAUGGGCGCCACCGUGCCACGUGCACGGACCGAUGCGAGACUCUUUCCCGGGGUCAUGCCGUCCCCCAUGUGAAGCGUGAUUUUAAUUUCCCCCUGAAUACACCUAGCACGAAUCCCUGCCCGCUCUCAGCGUCGGGCACGCUAUUACCUACGCAGUGGGCUCUCAGGCGUCCCACACGCCGUCACACUCCACGUGGUCGAACAGAUAUAAAUAACAAAAUAAUACGUCGAAUUUACACACCUGAUUUGUUCGGUUACUGCAGCUUACACACGUACAUGGUUGAAACUGUUUAAAACGCCCGCGGCACAAAUCGGUUUAGGAGUAAAGACCCGCCACGUGGUCACAUCUCAAAUUACGUAGUAAAUAGAAGGAAAGACCGUUACUGGUCGUAAUACAAUUAGUUAUGCAGUCCCCCGACCGAGAGGAGCUCCGAGGACGAAAAGAAAACGAUUUAGAAAGAAUUAAAUUUAAACAGAAUUACUUGGCGGUGAAAACAAGCGGUGAGGUCCCCGGAGUGCUGGCGCGUCUACUCUCGGUCGUUGAUGGCGGAAGACUGGGAUGAGAUCAUGUCUCGGCUCGACUAACAUGGCUUCCUCCCGCCGAAACAAUUGCUGUUAAAGAUAUUUAUGAAUUCGUGCCACGGGAAACUAAAUUAACAUGACAAGAAUGAUUUAAAAAUUAUGUGACAUUUUCUGAAUACUGCAAAAGAAUACUACAAAUUACAAUUAAUAAGGAGAAAAUUUAAUUAUUGUCUGGCUUCGGGUUUCCUCGGGAAUGUCCGGAAACGCUAUUAUAUUUUGUUACCAUACUUUAAUUAAAAGUACAUAAAACCCUCCCGGCCGAUCUGCCGUCACGUUGCACAUAGGGAACAUAAAAACAAACAACACAAUUAUAAUUAAUUACGUUUUAGGGGUGCGGCGCACUGACUCGACAGCGCCCUCUUGCCGGGCGAACACACACGCACGCACACGUACGCACGGGUAGGCGGGAGGUUUGAAUGGAGGGUGGGUGGGCAGUGGCAUAUCGGACUUAACAGGGGCCGCAGGCCCGGACGAUAUCAAAUUGUGCAUAAAGUAGAUCUUAAAUGACUACUGAAUUGUGGUACUCUAGAGCCAGAAUUUUGAAGCAUAAACUUACAUUGAAGUUAAGAGUUGUAGAAAUUUCGAAUAAAGAGUGUCUCAUUAUAGUCCCUCAAACUGAGAGAAGUGUAAGGAUAGAAUAAGGAAAUCUCUUUAGAUUAAUUAAUUAAAUUCUAAAAGGGUAAAAAAAGCAUAAACUCAACAUUUUUACUAACAAGCAAGAUUAUUUAACCUAUAACAUAAUAGAGGGGAAAAAAUAGAAUCUGAAUUAAUACCAUAAAAAGUGAUGAAUUUAUAAAAUUCUUCAGGUAGUAGAAUACAGAUAGUUUACAUGCUUAUGAAAAAAUAACUUGGGAGUCUAGGAAGAUUCAAAGAUUUUUUGUUAAUGUAGUUCUGAUGAUUUGAGAGUUCAACAAGUUAUAGUCGUACUUAAUUGGGUAAUAUUUCCUCGUAACGUAUAUUAUCUUAGUUUUAUCCUUGUUAAGUCUAACUAAAUUGUGUAUGCACCACUUAUUAUUUUAUUAAUAUCAUGUUGUAAUAAUAAGCAAUUAUUAGUAGUACUAAUUUUCUUGUAAAUUUUCAAAUCUUCUGCAAAAAGGAUUUUUGUGGAGUAGUUUAAGACACUGGUGACAUGCAUUAAUGGAAAAUAAUAAUGUGGGAUUGCAAGUUAAUACAAUGAUUAAAGUAACAAAAAAAGAAGCAUUUUAUAAAUUAAGUACAGAUGGUAAAAAAUCACAGUUUCAAUUGAACUUUUAUUAUUAACAUUUCUUAGAACAUACCAACUAGUGUAACGCUGCCGGACGUACAUGACCUAUAUUUGAUAAUCCCUCACACUACACAUCUUGUGAAAUUUUACAUAGGUAUCGAAGAUGUAUGCCAUUACUAUUCCCUCAAAUAAAGUAUAAAGUGUUGAAUUGGCAGUUAUAAACAAUAAUUGAAAAAAAAAUUAAAAGUUUUUUUUAACUUAUGAAACUCAAAACAAUGCAAAGUAAUAAAGGUUAUUUAAAAAAAAGUAAAUAACUGCGAUAAAUACGCAGCAAACAUAUUUAUGCUUGGAAAAACCUACUUUUAUAGUUAUUUUACAUAAGUCCUCAAUAGUAAUCACGAAAAGAUGGAAAUACAAAAAAAAAAAUGUACUUAAAAGUUUGCGUAAAAACAAGGCUAAAUUAAGAGCCAGGCACAAACAUACAUGGUAGAAAAUCAAAGUAUAAUUUAGAAUAAAGAUUUCUGAAAAUGUACAAUUAAACAAAUACACCCGCCACUCGAAGUAACACUGUACAAUUUGCACUGUUUUGAAAUAAUGAUGCCAAUAAAUUAUGGCUUUCUUUAAAAUAGUGCAGUCAUAGAUGCGAAGUAGUGAUCUUUUUCAUCUAAGUGAAUUUUUAUUUCUGUGUGCACACAAUAGCAAUGGGUAGAAUUGAACACCUUACAGUGAAUUAAUAAUACAACAAAUAAACAAACGCUAGUUUUGCCUUUCCUUAAAAGUCAUUCACUUCCUUCAUUGCAUAUUUACUUUAGCCUAAUUAACAUAGUACAGUGUUUAUAUUAUGCAAAAAUAUGUUCAAUGCCCGAGUGUUUAGCCAAUAUUUAUAUCACGCCAUCUCGCAAGUCAACAGCAGCUCUGGGAAAAAAAAGCCAGAAGCUUUCAGGACAAGUUUACCUCUUGCUAAUUAGGAUGCAUUAGUGGCAAGUCAUGUGGUUAGCAAUUCAUUGCCGAUGUGCAUUUAGUAACAAGUGUCGGUUAUUACAUUAGAAGUUAAAUAAUCUUACUUGUUAUUAAAAAAUUUGAGUUUAUACUUCUUUAACCCUUUUAGAACAAAUUAUGACAUACUUAUUCCAGCCUCAAAGACAUGUAGUAAAUUUUCGUAUUAAGAUUAAAGUUAAAAAAUAAUCAACUACUGUGAUGACCUUCGUCAAGUUUGAGUCUGUUGCUGCAGAGUUGAAACUUAAAUAAAAUAAAUAUACUUGGGGAUAAAAGAAAGCAGGAUUACUAACACUGACACUACUGCACCCUGUUGCAGUAGUUUGUGGUAUUUUUGGCACAUCCCGUAUGUCGCUGGUGGGCGGUACAAAGUGCAAUGAGGAUAGGAGGGUGAGAGUGAGGGGUGGUGGCAUAUCGGGCUCUGAAGGGGCGAAGCACCAAACAAUUUCAACUUUGAAUAUGUUUAGACUUAUAAUUAAUUUUCUAAUUUGAUUUUAAUGGGAGAAAUGUUUUUAUUAAAUGGUAGUCACCAAGCACACUUCUGUGGUUGGAAAACAAGUUAUUUUGAUUAACAUACUUAAAAGGGGGGGGGGGGGGGGGGAGAAAUUCAUUUGAUUAUCGUUAUUUUUAUUAGUGCAGUGUGCUCCUGGAAUGAAUUAGGAAGUUACUCUGAGGGGCGGAUAUGUUAUUGCCACCUAUCUUGAUAUACUCAUCAAACAAGCUAUGUAGUUACAAACUUUUGGCCAUGACUCUCGGAUACUCGUGUGAACGAAAGCUAACCUCAAAUAAAAAUGUAAAGUAAAUUAAAGAGGCGGGGCCCACAGGCCCUUAAGUCUCGAGCAGGAGCAAACCCAGUGCAUGCGCAGUUCCACAAACUGGCCAGAAGGGAGGAUAACCAAGGAGGAGGAAACUGGCAUGCUGGUUUGUGGAGUACUGGUUCCAGUCACUUUCUUACUGUCCGCUUAACCCCCUUGUGAUGUAAUAACUCAUGUGCCAGCUCACAUGUUUACAUUGGCUAUGAGCUGUUUCCCAUUAAAAGUGCUGAAGAAACAGUACUCCAGGCUCCGGAACAUAGUGGUGUAAAUAAAUAAUAUUUUAUCUUUUAGUUAGCUACAAAUUUCAUCUUUGAAACGAUGAAACUAUUAUUUGGUAUGGCAAAUUUAAAUCUGCAAAAUUCUUGACUUGCACCACUAUGGUUUGGCCCUUCACAUGUAACAAAGCACUGUUCAAAACAUUUUAAACUGUACCAAAAUAUAUAGCAAUAAACAUAAUAGAUGGGCAUGCGGGACUUUAAAACAUUUACCAGAAUUGGUCAUCAUUUUGUGGAAAGACAGUGGUGACAACUUGUGAAACGAUAAAUCUAUGCUUCAUACCAAAUACUGAUACGAUUAAUAAAUUUUUAUAGUCUUUCCGCCACUAAUGUGAUACACUUGUGUGAUAUGAUGCUGGUCAUCUUGAGCACUUACGCGGGGCCCGCUUAGUCGGGGGUAUGUGUGUGUUGGUGAGGAAAAAUGAUAAGGUCCACGCUUGCUGGUGCUUCUAGCGUAGUAUCGCCUCUAAGCCCGAGGCUCUGAACUGACGCACAGUCUUCUCAUUGUGCGUAGAACUAUGAGAUUUGAGCAGUAACCAUAGCAUAUGGUAGAGUAAUAAAAAUAAAGGUGUAAUGCAAGUCCCUUGAGUGCUUUCAAAAAUCUGUAUCAGGUGUUUCAUGCCUAAACAUUAUUCUGAACACACACAUUUAGCCAUUUUCACUCUUCUAAAAAUACAGUUUAAAAACAAAGUAUGGAAACAGAACUACCCAUCCACCCUCCACGUAUUCUUAAAGGUUUUUCGUAAACACACCCCACUCUGAUAUCUCGAGCAGUUUUAAAAUCACAUUAUUUUUUCUGAAGAUCUGCACAGCCUGUGUGUGCCCGGUAGGCGGGGCCCUUAAAAUGCAGUCAACAAUUUUUUGUUACACAAAUUGAUUGGCUUUGCAUUCAAAUUAAUGCUCCAAUAAAAAAAUUUUGCGAUAAAAUUCAUCGUAGCAAUGAUACUACCCCAGGUACUUAAACUGUUUUAGCAUUACAUAUUUAUGUUCCUGCUAUACCAGAAGUAUUUUUUGUUAUAAUAUUUUAUGUGAACUAAGACAUUAAACAAAAAUAAAAGCCUCACAAGUAAUUUUUCACCCACAUGUGGUUAAGUAUUGCAUAAGUAUUAUAUGUAUUUGGCUUACAGUUCAUAGAAUAACUGAGAAGCUAUGCUGUAAACCUAAAGUACAUCUCAAGUUUAAAAUAGGUUUAUAAAGUGCAGUGAAAAUAAUCUUUGAGAGAUGAAUAUUGUUUGGAGCUGUAUUGAUGAUGUGAACAAUUCUAGUUUCGUAUACACAGGUAUAAUGUAAAUGGGAAUUUAAAAAUGGUCAAUUCUCAUGUAUAUAUAAUAAAACUUGGCAUUUUAUUGUUUCAUGUUGUUAUAUAUUCUAUAUUAAAAUGUAUGGUGAAAAGUUUUUAACAUUUACAAUCAUGUUAAUACUUUACCUGGUAAUUUUUUUAUUAUAGAUAAGUGGGGUUUUGAACCCAAGCCCUCAAAACUAUUCAUAUCAGAAUGCUGAGUCACUACACCAUCACCCAAAUUGUACAAUAGAGGUUUUUACAGAGUAAAUUACAUGUUUGUCACACAAAAAUUUCUGCUGAAUGAAGUCAUUGGAAUUUUCUUUGUCCGUAAUAUUAUUAAAUACGUUCACAGUAUUAAUGCUAGUCCUCAGUACUAACAGUAUGGAGGUAACCACUGCUAAAUAAAUAUCAUGUAUUGUACCGAUACUGUUGUGAAUCUUACUAAUAAAGUAUUUGUGUGAAUACA
Bacillus rossius redtenbacheri is the source of this 10833-nucleotide messenger RNA. It is a transcript of the gene Nhe3, whose product is annotated as sodium/hydrogen exchanger 6. The record is from RefSeq and is a predicted model, not a curated record. Gene Ontology annotation, molecular function: sodium:proton antiporter activity; potassium:proton antiporter activity. Gene Ontology annotation, cellular component: recycling endosome; plasma membrane. Lineage: Eukaryota; Metazoa; Arthropoda; Insecta; Phasmatodea; Bacillidae. The coding region runs from base 328 to 2301 and encodes 657 amino acids. The transcript is spliced from 16 exons. Gene Ontology annotation, biological process: sodium ion import across plasma membrane; proton transmembrane transport; regulation of intracellular pH.